Messenger RNA from Lates calcarifer (barramundi perch), 2173 nucleotides. It is a transcript of the gene nop58, whose product is annotated as NOP58 ribonucleoprotein homolog (yeast). The record is from RefSeq and is a predicted model, not a curated record. NCBI's taxonomy places the organism in Eukaryota, Metazoa, Chordata, Actinopteri, Centropomidae. Gene Ontology annotation, cellular component: small-subunit processome; box C/D methylation guide snoRNP complex. Gene Ontology annotation, molecular function: snoRNA binding.
CUCUCUCUGCCCGCGUGUGUUUCAGACAGAGUGGGAGCUGUAGCGUGGUGGGUCCCUGAAAAAGGCUGAAGGCUCCCCGCGUAUAGAAUAUUUAAACUCUACCAAAUAACCGAGCCGCUGCCAAAAUGCUCGUGUUAUUUGAGACCGCCGCAGGUUAUGCGAUAUUUAAGGUCCUCGAUGAAUCCAAGUUGCAACAGGUCGACAGCCUGUAUAAAGAGUUUGAAACUCCUGAAAAAGCGAACAAAAUUGUGAAGCUGAAGCACUUUGAGAAGUUUCAAGACACAACAGAGGCCUUAGCAGCUGCCACUGCCCUUGUUGAGGGAAAAAUUGGCAAGAGUUUGAAGAAAGUGCUGAAGAAGGUGGUCGCCAAGGAGGCUCACGAGCAGCUGGCAAUCAGCGAUGCAAAACUCGGUGGAGUUAUCAAAGACAAGCUGGACCUGAGCUGUGUCCACAGCCCUGCUGUGGCUGAACUGAUGAGAUGCAUCAGGAGCCAGAUGGAGAGUCUCAUCACUGGACUUCCACCCAGGGAGAUCAGUGCCAUGUCUCUGGGGUUGGCUCACAGUUUAUCACGCUACAAGCUGAAGUUCAGUCCAGACAAAGUGGACACUAUGAUUGUGCAGGCCAUCUCUCUUCUGGAUGACCUGGAUAAGGAGCUCAACAACUACAUCAUGCGCUGCAGAGAGUGGUACGGCUGGCACUUCCCUGAGCUGGGAAAAGUGGUCACAGACAACUUGGCUUACUGCAAAACCGUCCGCAAAAUCGGUGAUCGCACAAACGUGGCCAGCUCUGAUCUGUCAGACGUCCUCCCUGAGGAAAUCGAGGCAGAGGUGAAACUGGCCGCUGAGAUCUCCAUGGGAACAGAAGUGUCGGAGCAGGACAUCGGCAACAUUAGGCACCUGUGUGAUCAGGUGAUUGAAAUUUCAGAAUACCGCACUCAGCUGUACGACUACCUAAAGAACCGAAUGAUGGCAAUCGCUCCCAACCUGACAGUAAUGGUGGGCGAGCUGGUUGGCGCCCGACUCAUCUCACAUGCUGGUUCUCUCCUGAAUCUGGCAAAGCACCCAGCCUCCACUGUGCAGAUCCUCGGAGCAGAGAAGGCUCUGUUUAGAGCCCUGAAGACCCGCAAAGACACACCCAAGUACGGUCUCAUAUACCACGCCUCUCUAGUGGGCCAGACCACUGCCAAGAACAAGGGCAAGAUCUCCAGAAUGCUGGCAGCCAAAGCAGCCCUGGCUAUUCGCUAUGACGCCCUGGGAGAGGACACCAAUGCAGAAAUGGGAGCAGAGAACCGUGCCAAGCUGGAGGCCAGGCUGCGGCAGCUGGAGGAGAAGGGAAUCCGAAGAAUCAGUGGAACAGGCAAAGCAAUGGCAAAGGCAGACAAAUACCAGCACAAGAGUGAAAUAAAAAUUUACGAUCCAUCUGGCGAUUCUACUAUUCCAUCCACCUCAAAGAAGAGGAAAUUUGAGGAGGAGGAGGAGGAGGCUGAAGAGCCUGUAACACCUGUGGUCAAACCCAAAAAGCCCAAAAAGGAGCUGGUAACAGAAGAGGAGGAAGCAGAAGCAGAGGAGACUCCCAAGAAGAAGAAGAAGAAAAAGAAGGAUAAGAAAGAGGAAGCUGAAGCUGAGGAGCCAAAGGGGGAAGAGGAGGAGGUAGCAGUAACAGAGUCAACAGAAAAGAAGAAAAAGAAGAAGAAAAAGAAAGUAAAGGAGGAAGAAGAUGAUGACUGAAAAGGGUUGAGAAUCUGUAUAUAUUUCUGUUUUAGUUUUUAUGCCAUUUUAGUUUUGCAUUAUGCAUUUAUAUCUAAUCAGGGCAAUACUCUAUUGUCUGUGUCUUGACAUCAGAAAAAGACUUCAUGUUUAAGAGCAAAAAUAAUUGGAUCACCUUUUUAUAACGGAGUCAGGUGUGGUUUGAAAUCCCACCAAGUGUUUUUCCAGUCAUAAAAUGAGUGAAGAAUGUAAAUCCUUUUUUAAAAAGAAAGAUGUUUAAUAAGUUUGUGACCUGCUUUCCCUGGUUUAACAGUUUUUAUGUUGAUCUUUACCUGUGAACAUAUCUGUCUAACUCAGCACAGAGCAAAGUGUUGGUAAUAUUUCCCAGUUCUCUUGUGACAAAUCUUUUUUUUUUAUUGUCAGACUGUGAACAUCUACUCCUGGUGAAAUAAACAUUUUUGCUGUAA